Eimeria mitis is the source of this 291-nucleotide messenger RNA. RefSeq lists its product as uncharacterized. The record is from RefSeq and is a predicted model, not a curated record. Lineage: Eukaryota; Apicomplexa; Conoidasida; Eucoccidiorida; Eimeriidae. The transcript is spliced from 2 exons. The coding region runs from base 1 to 291 and encodes 96 amino acids.
AUGUACACCCCAGGAACAACGCACGACGAGCUGGGGCGGGCAGGAGAGCAGCAACACCAGCAGCAGCAGCAGCAGCAGCAGCAGCAGUAUCAACAGCAUCAUCACCAGCAGCAGCAGCAGCAGCAGAAUCAUCAUCAUCAUCACCAACAGCAUCCGCAGCAGCAUCCACAUCCCCAGCAGCAGCAUCCCCAGCAGCAGCAGCAGCCGCAGCAGCAGCAGCAGCAGCAGCAGCAGCAGCAGCAGCAGCCGCAGCAGCAGCAGCAGCAGCAGCAGCAGCAGCAGCAGCAAUGA